AUGGUCUCAACCCGCUCCGCCUCCCGCGCCCUCUCCCAGGGCCCAACCACCCCUUCCCCUCCCCCUCCAUCCCGACCAACAACGCGCGCCGCCGCCGCCCUCCCGCCCAAAGACAACACCUCCACCGCCGCCGGCUGGUGCCACGCCCCGACGCCCAUAACCCUCUUCUGGCUGCUCGUCUCGCUGCCGCUGGUCGCCUGGGACACGGGUUACGUGCUGCUGCGGCCGUGGACGAUGCCCGGCGGCCACCUCCACUGGCCGCUGUACGUGCCGUACGCGCUCUACGGCACCGUCGACCACAUCUACGGCUGGAAGGCCUUCAACGCGCGCAACGGCUUCACGUCCGCGCAGGGCACGCUCAACCUCGUCGAGAGCGUCAUGUACCUCGUCUACGUGUGGAUCUACUUCGCGCGCGGGCGGGCGGUGCAGGGCCCCGCGGGGAUCAAGAAGGUCGUCGGCGGGAGGGCGGGCGCGCUGGGGGUUGUUGUCGGUUUCAGCGCGGCGGUGAUGACGCUGAGCAAGACUGUGCUGUACUGGGCGAACGAGUACUUCUCCGGCUUCGAUAACAUCGGCCACAACCCGCCCAUGGACCUCCUUUUCCUCUGGAUCAUCCCCAACGGCGCAUGGCUCCUCGGGUCGGGAUACAUGAUCGUCUCCCUCGGCGGCGAGAUCGUCGACGGACUGGCCCUCGCCUCGAAGAUAACCAAGACGGAAUAG
Messenger RNA from Colletotrichum aenigma, 717 nucleotides. RefSeq lists its product as uncharacterized. Lineage: Eukaryota; Fungi; Ascomycota; Sordariomycetes; Glomerellales; Glomerellaceae. The record is from RefSeq and is a predicted model, not a curated record. The coding region runs from base 1 to 717 and encodes 238 amino acids. The transcript is spliced from 3 exons.